GCUGCCGCUGUCCUUAGGCGUUGUAACCGGCAGCCGCGGCCCAGGGGGUGCCGGUGGAGCGGCGCUGGGCGCUCCGCUCCGCUGACGCUCGCUCCGGCCGAUCCCGGCUCAUCCCGGCCCUUCCCAGCCCGGAGCUGCCGCUUCCCGGGGGGCGGAACCUUCGCGCGGGGCGCCGCCGCCCGGAACCUUUGGGCGGAGCAGCGAGCGCCGCACGGACGGAGGAAGCGCCGGACGCGCCGCCGCUGCCGGGCCCUCGCUGCUGCCGCCGGCUUUUGCUCCGCUUCUUCCUCCUGCUCUUCCUCCUCCUCUCCUUCCUCCUCCUCCUCCCGCUGCUCGUCCCGCCCCGCGUCCCCGAGAGCCGCCUCACGAGCUGGCAGGAGGAUGGUGCACGCCGAGGCGUUCUCGCGGCCCCUGAGCAGGAAUGAGGUGGUGGGGCUCAUCUUCCGCCUCACCAUCUUUGGGGCUGUCACCUACUUCACCAUCAAGUGGAUGGUGGAUGCCAUUGACCCCACCAGGAAGCAGAAAGUGGAAGCCCAGAAGCAGGCUGAAAAGCUGAUGAAGCAAAUAGGAGUGAAGAAUGUCAAGCUGACUGAGUAUGAGAUGAGCAUUGCUGCCCACCUGGUGGACCCACUCAGCAUGCAUGUCACCUGGAGUGAUAUUGCAGGCUUAGAUGAUGUCAUCACAGAUUUGAAAGACACUGUCAUUUUGCCCAUCAAGAAGAAAUACUUGUUUGAGAAUUCCAGGCUCUUACAGCCCCCAAAAGGAGUCCUCCUGUAUGGCCCCCCUGGAUGUGGGAAAACCCUGAUUGCCAAAGCUACAGCCAAGGAAGCCGGGUGUAGGUUCAUCAACCUCCAGCCCUCCACGCUGACAGAUAAAUGGUAUGGAGAAUCCCAAAAACUGGCUGCUGCUGUCUUCUCCCUGGCCAUAAAGCUCCAGCCAUCCAUCAUCUUUAUUGAUGAAAUAGAUUCCUUCCUGCGGAACCGAUCGAGCACCGACCACGAGGCCACAGCCAUGAUGAAAGCCCAGUUCAUGAGCCUGUGGGAUGGGCUGGACACUGACUACAACUGCCAGGUGAUUGUGAUGGGAGCCACCAACAGGCCCCAGGACCUGGACUCUGCCAUCAUGAGGAGGAUGCCCACCCGCUUCCACAUCAACCAGCCUGCUCUGAAGCAAAGAGAGGCAAUCUUGAAGCUGAUUUUGAAGAAUGAAAAUGUGGACAGCCAGGUGGAUCUGCUGCAGGUGGCCAAGGAGACCGACGGCUUCUCGGGCAGCGACCUGAAGGAGAUGUGCCGGGACGCGGCGCUGCUGUGCGUGCGGGAGUACGUCAACAGCGCCUGCGAGGAGGACGUGCACGAUGAAGAUGAGAUCCGGCCCGUGCAGCAGCAGGAUCUCCACAGGGCCAUCGAGAAGAUGAGGAAAUCCAAGGAUGUCUCCAUGCAGAACCUGGCCAUGGAGAUCGUGUUUGAUUAAGACAAAAGAGUGUGUUUGCAGUUCCUGAUGUGAUUUAGUUUGACUUCUGUAAUCAGUUAGCAAAACCAGUGUCAGGGGGGUGGCAAAGGGAGUUCUACAUUUUUAUACAACAACAACCUCUAAGUUAUUGCAAUUCCAACUGGAAGUGGAAGCACAGAUCAUGAGUGGAACAAUUCAGCCCAGACCAAGAGCGAGUGCCUGUGUGUUGUCCCUAGGGAUCCCUUGGAGCCUUCCAGCAGGAGUGGGUGGUCCUGGGGAAGGGGCAGGACCUGGCACGGGCUGUGUGUGUACAGAUGGGUGUGUGAAUGCAAGACCUGUACAUAGCCACACUUUUUUUUAUAUGUAGACAUAAUCUGUAGAUAACUUGAGUAUGGAAAAUCUUUUCUACUUCCUGAAGCAAACCAAAUCCGAAGCUGCAUAGGGGAAAGAUUCCUCAAUACUCAGUUCACUUCUACCUUUUAGCAGCAAAUGCCAGGAUAGAAACUGCUCCUAGAACAAAGCAACAUUUGAAAUGCUACUGAUUUUUCUUCCACAUGACCACUUGAAAUCUGGUGCCAUUUAGUCAAGAUAGUAAACUACUCUGUAAGAAUGUUUGAAUACUUUUAAUUUUUUUAUGAAUUCUGCUUUUGAAGGCUUUUUAAAUGAAGGCUGAUUUUAUUUUUGGUUUUCCCUUCCCAUGAGCAGCUAGACUAGAAUCCCACUUGCUCUUCCCUAAAGCCCCACGUCCUCUGAGCUCUCUGGAGCCUGAGCUUUCUGAGCUCCUGUGCACUGUCCCAAGGACUUGCUUCUCCCUCGGUCUCUGGAAGCCCCACUGUGGCACUGUCCCCUGAAGGCACAGGGGGGACACUGUGUGAUGUUUGACUCUGUCCCAUGCUCAGUUCUAUGAAUUUAAAGAGAAGGAAAUGGGUUUUGGGCUUAUUGCUGUGGUUUAGCAACGUGCUGUCCUUGCUGGUACCAGUUCUGGUGAAUUCUUGUAACGUUCUGUUGCGAUAAAGGCCAAGGGUUACAAAUGUGAGUGACAAAAAUGUUUUGUUUGGGGUUUUUUUUGUGAAGUUAUUGUCAGACAGUCAAGAACUUGAGUUUUUUUCAUAUAGUGCUAUUGUGUACUAAUUGACCCCAAAUCUGUAAAGGGAAUUAAUUGUUCAAAGCCCAGGGGUGGGAUGCUGUGUCACAGCUCUGCUGCCUGCGAGGGGAGGGAAACAUUGGAGGCACAGAAUGAUGUAAAACCAAAUGCACUGCAAAGAAAAAUAAAGUGAAAUAAGGAGGGCUGGAGCCCUGCCGUGACACAGUGUCAGGGGCUGGUGAGAGUGUCCCUCAAGCUCAGCCUGCUCCCUGUUGUCCUGCCCUCUGGAAUGUUGCCUGGUUGAUGCAGCAGGGCUGAGUUUGUCCCAGUUUCAAUUUGUCCCAAUUUUCCAAUCUUCAAACAGAAGGAAGAUGGAGGAUAAAAAUAAUUGAAUAAUUGCUUAGACUUCUUCCCUGUAUCACAAAGCAAUGGGAAAUGCACAGUGCUGUAACAAAAGGGUGCAGGAAUUUAGGCACAGCAGAACUGGUGGGCUAUGGAAAUGGGAAAAGUCCAGGAUUUGGGAUGUUAAUCCCACAAGUCACUUUAGAGCUGGGGCUGAGUGCCCAGUGCUGGCUCUGGCUGAGCCUGGGAUUCAGGAAUGAAUCCAGAGGAGGCUCCAGGAUGCUCAGAGAGAUGGAGCAGCUCUGCUGGGAGAGCUGGGAUUGUUCACCCUGGAGAGGAGAAGCUCUGGGGUGACCCAACUGUGGCCUUGCAGUGCCUGAAGGAGCUACAGGAGAGAUGGAGAGAGACUCUACAAGGGAUGGAGGGACAGGACACAGGGAAUGGCUCCCCACUGCCAGAGGGCAGGGAUAGGUGGGAUAUUGGGAAGGAAUUGUUCCCUGGGAGGGUGGAGAGAUCCUGAAGCUGUGGCUGCCCCUGGAUCCCUGAAGUGUCCAAGGCAGGCUGGACAGGGCUUGGAGCCACCUGGGGUAGUGGAAAGUGUCCCUGCCCAUGGCACAGAGUGGCACUGGAUGGACUUUGAGGUCCCUUCCAACCCAAACCAUUCUGGGAUUCCAUGAGGAACCUUAAACCUGGCACUGGUGCUCCUUCUGGAAUCCCUGGGAAGGCUGGAAUGGCGCCUGUGCCAGGGAAGUUCUCCAGGUGCUCCGUGUGCUCAGGGGCUGCUCUCCCCCUGCCGUGCUCCCCGCCCCUCUCCGGGGUUGUUCCACCUGAGAAAUCCCAGCCUGGGAAGCUCCUCCUGCACAUCCUGCCUUUUCCAGGCUGCUCCCUGCUCGGUGAAACCCCAGCGCGGGCAGGUCUUGAUUGGCUUUAAUGAGAGUGAAGUGUGUCCUCGGGGGGUUUAACGCCCCACGGAGGAGCAGAACAGACCCGGGGCAGCCCCUGGGCACUGCCUGAGCUCUGAUCUCCUGCCUGGAUCUCCACAACCCUGGCUCUGGGCACCGCAGCCUGGAGCUGCCUUCCCUGCAGCCCAUAACUCCUCAGGGCCGACUGAGGAGGCACCAGGAGUUAUUUCUGAUUGCUCCUGGGGGCACUUACUGCAGCUGGAGUGCAAUUCCUGCUUCUCCAGGAACUCUUCCAUACUUGUCUAUCCUUGUCAAGGCACAAACCUUCCGGCAGCUUCCUCGAAAUGCCCGGGUUUGGAAUGUAGCUGCUUUAACUCCAUGGUCCAACCCUCUGCCUCUCUGAAGGGGGGAAGAGCCUGAUCCCUCUCCCACAGCUCCAGGGACAGCAGAGCACUGCCGAGGCUGAGCAAAGUUCCACCCAAAAAUCACCAAAUGAGAGCUACUUACACAUAUAAAUAUUUAUUGGUACUAAAAGUGAGUGUUUCGUAGAGUAUCGAGAUCAGCAGAUAUUAAAUCAUGAGAUGCAUCAGUCGAGGUACAAAUUCCAGUCUCAUGUCUUUAAUAAAUAGACUAUAAACCCCCCAAGUUCACGUGUUUUAAUCAGAAGUAAUCAGGACACUACGCUGGUUUAAAAUGAUAACACAACAUCUGUGUUUUGCUGUGACCACCUGGAUUGACUGGGGGAGGGGGGCAGGUUUCAACACUGGGUUAUUUCAUGAUGAACUGCAACAGUGCUGUUUCACUCAAAAAUCCUAAAUGGGAAUAUCCCUUUUGCUUCCUGCCAGAGGGCCUGGCUGGAUGAGGCUGGUGCUGGUGCACUGUCAGCUCCCACAGAGGCUGCAGCGUUUGCCUUGGGGUAAAGCACAGCUUUGCUCCAAAUACUUAAAAAAUUACUUAAAAACCACCCAAAAA
This is a messenger RNA of Oenanthe melanoleuca, 4749 nucleotides long. RefSeq names its product ATPase family AAA domain containing 1 (gene ATAD1). The record is from RefSeq and is a predicted model, not a curated record. Lineage: Eukaryota; Metazoa; Chordata; Aves; Passeriformes; Muscicapidae. The coding region runs from base 382 to 1470 and encodes 362 amino acids. Gene Ontology annotation, molecular function: ATP binding; ATP hydrolysis activity. The transcript is spliced from 10 exons. Gene Ontology annotation, cellular component: mitochondrial outer membrane.